This is a messenger RNA of Anopheles darlingi, 3374 nucleotides long. It is a transcript of the gene moody, whose product is annotated as G-protein coupled receptor moody. The coding region runs from base 1226 to 2587 and encodes 453 amino acids. Gene Ontology annotation, cellular component: membrane. The record is from RefSeq and is a predicted model, not a curated record. Gene Ontology annotation, molecular function: G protein-coupled receptor activity. The transcript has 10 exons. NCBI's taxonomy places the organism in Eukaryota, Metazoa, Arthropoda, Insecta, Diptera, Culicidae. Gene Ontology annotation, biological process: G protein-coupled receptor signaling pathway.
CAUUUUGUUCCCGAUCGUUGAGCGGUGUGGUUGUGGUUGCGUGCGCGUGAUUUAGCUGGUCGGCUGAGCUGGUCGCGGCAGUGAUAAGAAACGUUCCAGCGACAAAAGAUAACGCGAGUGACUGAUUGUUGGUUCCGUUCUUAAAACAGUUUGUUCUUUUUUUUUUUUUUAAAUCGUGCCUCGCUACUUGGUACAAAGUGAUGUUUACCGUUUUCCUAAGAAAGAGAAGAGGAAUUACCGAGGCCUUGCCUUGAUGGUGCAAUACCGUCGUCUUGGUGUGGUGCUCGUCAUGUGUGUUAGAUGAUUGGGCGGCGAUAGUGAUAAGAGAAAUUGGAAUCGCCUAGACGUCGUCGACAACGACGACGGCCUGAUUGAAAAGUGUGAUCGUACAGAAAGCAAAGAUUUGUUGUGGCAACACCGAGGGACCUGGUACUGGUGAAACUGCUAGGAACAAAUAUUUGAUCGGCCGUACACGAUUGGGAUCGAAGAAGCGACAAAAAAAGGCGCUCUCGCAUCCCUGAUUACACACAGUAGGCCUGGUGUCUGGUUGUCUAAUGGCCGAUCUGUUAUCAUUAUAGCGAGUGAAGCCUCCCGGUUCUUUGCCGGUCCCUUCGUGCCUCCUUACUGUGCAACUUCGUUUCGUCAAACAAGGAUCGAGGCAUCGCAGGACCUCGCGAAGCAGUCUUCUUGUCGCCGGAUGUGGUUCCAGAACGAUGGGUGUGUUUAGCUACCGGUUGAUUGCAUUAACCGUGGUGUACUUUGCCUGCCUCAAGGUCGGCCAAAUGUUGCUGCAAAAGCUGUCUGGCAGCAAUGGCGAACAGUGAAUCGCAGACCGGAAACAAACACAUCGACGCACAACAUUACGACCCGGCUGUCAACAGAAUGCAAUCGGGGUGAACGUGAACCAGGCAUCGUGCAGCACCCUUUUACCUGUAAUGUGGUAAGAAGCCUAAGGUCACGGUUUAAGAUACGACCGAGGGUUCACUGCGCCGCGAGCAGAAAAAGCAAACCCGUGAUAGAACCGUGGUACCACGUGUGUGUGAGUGUUUGUGUAAAGCAGUGAAGGGAUCAGGAGAUAAUUUUGUGUGAAAAAAUCACAUAUAUUGUGUUAGUGAGCACGUGGUCCAGGAAAGAAUACCGUUUAAAAAACAGUUUGCAUUUGCAAACGAAACUACAAUCACUCUCCUUACAUUAAGCGCAUAAGAGAAUUGCCAUCCGCCACAUCAUGACUUCCGAAGUGUUAAAUCGGACGCUACAGAGCUGGAGCAAUGGUUCGCUCGAGUUUUCCUACGAUGUUACGUCCGCGCGUAGCUCCGAAGCAGCACAGGAUAGCAAUUUCCCCGACGAUACUAACAGGUUCUCGCGCCCACUGCUGACAUUCGCUGCCAUAGCAACCAUCCUGAUUAUGAUAACGGGGAUCGCGGGCAAUGUACUCACGAUUGUGGCGCUCCUGAAAUGUCCCAAGGUGCGAAACGUAGCUGCUGCCUUCAUUAUCAGCUUAUGCGUUGCGGACUGUAUGUUCUGUGUGUUUGUGCUGCCAUUCAAUGCAAUACGGUUCAUCGAGGGCACGUGGAGCUUCGGCGAGACGCUCUGCACGUUGGUAACGUUUAUGCAGUACGGCAGCGUUGGAGUGUCCCUGCUCUGCAUCACGAUGAUCACCAUCAACCGCUAUAUCAUGAUUGCGCACUAUAGUAGCUACUCGAAAGUAUACAAAACAACCUGGAUUAUGCUGAUGAUCGCCGUCUGUUGGCUGUUUUCCUAUGGAUUCCAAAUUCCUACGCUGCUCGGUGUCUGGGGUAAAUUUGGCUACAACCAUCAGCUGGGAACAUGUUCCAUCUUGCCGGAUGACGAAGGACGCAGCAGCAAAACGGCCAUGUUCAUCAUCGCCUUCCUCAUUCCAUGCAUCAUCAUUGUGAUAUGCUACAGUCGCAUUUUUUGGGUUGUUCAUAAAUCCGAGAAGCGAAUGAAGAACCAUUCCAAAUCGCAAUGCAGCAUUCCAAAUAAUUUAAGAUCUGUCGAUCCCGCAGCUCCACUAUCCACCGGUAGCUCCAGCUCAGCCAACAACAACUCCAUCAGCUACACCGCCAGCUCAUCGGCUGUGAAGAUGGCCACUAGGGCCGCGGCGGUCAACAGUGACAAUCGCGAUGCGAAAGCAAAACGUAACGAGUGGCGGAUCACAAAGAUGGUUCUAGCAAUCUUUCUGUCCUUCGUCAUGUGCUAUCUGCCCAUAACGAUAUCCAAAAUCGUCGAUAAGAAUGUAUCAGUACCGGUGCUGCACAUCAUAGGCUACAUCAUGCUGUACCUAUCCGCCUGCAUCAAUCCCAUCAUCUACGUCAUUAUGAACAAGCAGUACCGCCAGGCGUACAAAACUGUGCUCUUCUGUAGGGCAUCUCGAUUGCUGGGUUUCACGCACGCUGGUAGCAGUGUCGGAGAGAAAUGGAAAGACAUAGGGUACAGCUACAACCACAGUCGUACCAUGGUGUCCCAAGUUUCAAUAGUCGAGUCGGAGUCGCCGUACCUCCCAGCCACCCGGCUGCGCCAAGAUUCGCCGCACCCUCAGCAUUUGGUCGCCAUUCAAGAUAGUUAAGAGCGCUCUCUCUCUCACACACACACGUUCGUUCUGGCAGCACGUGUUUGGACUGAAACGUAUCUAUUUGUUCCCGUAGACUAGCGGCCAUCAAUGCAAAAAAGUACCAAAAACCAUCGCAUAGCCAUACUAGAAGCAGGACACCCAACCGAGCAUCAUCCCGAUGCUGAAGAUCAUCAGACUCAGUGGCUAAGGACGCCAUAAUACAGCAUCACAAGCACUAACCCCAUCGAUGCCUCAACAUAUCGACACGUGAUAGGUACAAUGCGCGUAUCCAUCAAGAUAGUUUUAUCAGCAUACCAUAAGCAAGUGACCAAAAUGAUGCCAAUGAACGCUCUGCAAAACAGGGCAAGAUGAAGUUACGUGAUAAGCAUAAGAUAAGCUAACCGAGCGUAGAAGGCUUCCCGAUUCUACUAUCGACGCGUUCGGUAUCUAUCUGAUCCCCGUUUUUCUCUUCGAUUGAAGAAUAAAGAAACUCAUUCCCAAAGAAUGCUUAUUCCAAGUUUGGGCGUAGCCGCCGUCGAGCAAACGAAAACGCCGGUGGGCUCUGUUAUUUUAUAACGACUAGUAGAUAAGAUUAAAUUAUUUAACAAGAGCUCAGCAUUCCCCUACUUGAACCUGGACACUGAUUCUUUAUCGCUCUAUUUGCCAAAAAUGUACAUACGAACGGAUCAAUGAAUAACAGAGAAAUAAAAGUUAAUGAUUGAACUUGAUAAAUUGACUCAUUUUAUGCAUUACUCCGACUAUUGGUAACACAGCGUACUAAGAUUAAAAGCAUGUGGGUCAA